GGAAAAUGUAUAACAUAUCAUCACUCUGUUGGUCCAUUCAAUGCAAGUAAAUGGUGGCCAGAACUUUGAAGCACCAAAAAGCAUAUAAAGGCAGCAUAAAAGUAAUCCAUAAGACUGUAAAAAGUCGCUGUGUUUUGAAGGCUAAUUGCUGUGUUCGUUUGAGCAGCCCGUCUAGCCCCGCACAACAAUGCUGACUCAAUCAAUGGCAUUAAUUGGGGUUGGGACUAGCUGUUUGUUCGAGCCCCAGCAGACAAGGGAUGUAUUCGGAAAGCUAUUUGAAAACACUUUUUAUUUGUGCAAUUCUGUUUGGUGGUGUAAGUGGUGCAGAAAUUACACACUUAAAGAUGAAUUGUGUAACAUCUACACCACUAAAUGGAAUGGAGAAAAAAAAAAAAAACCCUGAUCUUCUAUUUGUUGUUCAAACAGGUAGUCCCAGCCCAAACUUGUACAACUGGUCGAGCCAAUGGUGUGUCAUCCAUACGGGCUGUUCAAACAAACAGCAGAAUGUUCCAAAGUGUUACACUUAGGUGAAAUUAAACUACAAAUGACUUGCUUAAAGUUGACUCUGCAUAUUAAGCAGGGUUAGGAGAAAGCAUUUUACCAUCAAAAAAAAUAACAUGCAUCAGCAUUUAAAUGGUGGUGUUGCAGGUUUCAUGUAAUUAUAUCUCGGGUCAUGUUAUCUGUUGGAUUCUUUCCUGAACAGGAAGUGGCCAAAAAGUGCUUGGGAAGCAAAACCUUUCGGUUGACCUUGGAGGAUGGGGUCUGUCUGUGCAAUCUGAUCAACAAGCUUAAGCCAGGAAUUAAGUGAUUGAACAAGCUCUCCACUCCCAUUGCAGGCUUGGAUAAUUUAAAUGUGUUUCUCAAGGCUUGUGAGAAACUAGGUCUCAAUGAAGCUCAGCUCUUUCAUCCUGGAGACCUGCAGGAUGUGAAAAACCGAGUGACUGUCAGGCAUGAAGAGACCAGCAGGAGACUGAAAAAUGUUUUGAUCACCAUAUAUUGGUUGGAGAGGAAGGCCCAGGCUGACCCUUUUUACACAGGACCACUGCUAAACCUGAAAGCCUUUGAAGGUUUGCCGGGAAUAGCAUUAUCCAAGGCUCUAGAGAAGCAUUGUAAGUCGUGUGUGACCGUGCUAUGCAGAGACAGUGGCUAUGCAGAGGGCUGGUUCUCUGACAGGGAGGAUCUGUUCAGUCUGAAGCAGCUGAGCUACAGGAGAGAAGUCUCCGUUGAGAACCUGGAUUCAUUUGAGUCUUGCACACUCGGUUUGGCAUCAGACAGCACCCUCAGAGCUGGCAGUAAAGGCUGCUGUAGUGACGCAGAACAUUGCUUUAGGAUGGCAGAAGGCAGUAAGAGUGACUUUCCAAGCAGAGAGAGGGUGCACAUCCCAUCUGCUCGGGUGAGGAAUUGGGCUGAACCCCAGGAGGGCAGGGGUUGCACAGGCCCCCUCAUUAGUGAAAUUGGGAAGGGCUUAUGCCUUGACCUCCCUCCUGCCUCUGCCUUCCUCCAAUGGGCGAGCAGUUACCAGAGUGACAGUGACUCUGACUCGGACCGCCCUGAGCCAGACCUUGUGCAGGACGACCUAGCCAGUCGCAGAUUUCGCUCUGUAAACUGUGUGGCACCUGUGAACUUUGCAAUCCCUUCAAAACCAAGAGGUCUCAAAGUGACCCCUAUGGGGACCCCAAGUGCUGGGAAGUCAUGGCUUACAUUGUCAGAUGCCUCACGGCUGGCUGCAGUGCCACCGCAGAGAUCAAACCAGAGUGUGUUGUCCUCCCUACCCUCUGAAAAUGGACAGACUGAUUUGGAAACAGACACUUUAGAGGAAGAGUUUCUUCAUAGAGCACUGAAUGAUGGCAUGAGUGACUCUGAUGAGGACCAAGGAUAUGCUGAUCCUGUGCUGGACGACCUUCAUGCUCGGCGGGUGCUUCUAGCUGAACAUCAGACCUCCAUCAAUGCCACUUCUGACAAGUUUCUACCCAAAUACUGGACACCGGAGGAAGAUCUACAUGUGAAAAAGAUCAGACUAGGGUCCCAGCGCAGGCCAUGGUACAGGAAGCUGCAAGGCUUCAGGAGCAAAUCAAUGGGUGUCAUUACACUAGAGCCCAUACUACAGGAAAGCUCCAACUUUGACGUACUGGGGUCAUGGCAUAUUCACCAGAGAUCUAUUGGGGAGCUGACCUUUGACCCCUCAGCCAUGCAGAGGGUUCAACAGGAGUAGUUACAGAGCAUCCGAAUCAGAAUGAAGGAAAGUGAAGGAAGUGGUACGAAGUGUCACUUGUUUAACACAAACACUCUCUUCAUCUGCCAUUAUUUGGACAGCACAAACUGUGACCUCAACAGGAAGCAAGAGAAGAGGAAGCAAAUUGAGCUCAUUACCAGUGGGGGAGGGAGUAGUUCUGUCAAGACUGCACAGCUCACUGGGGUGCCAGAGGAUUGCUCCAAUAUGCUUGGACCCAUGAGUGAUGCUGGGUCCAGUAUGACCAGCAAUGUGCUGACUGGGUGGUCCACCACCUCUGCUUCAACCCUUACAAACAGCAUAUCUCUGGCCAGUGACACUAAUGCAGAGACACUUGACUAAGCCCAAAGGAGCACCAGUAAAUUCUUAAGUCCACCAGCAGCUGUCAGCCCUGAACAGAGUUCACCCACCAGUCUGACCGUCUCUGAUCCAGAGCAGUUGGAUACAGACUUGAACCGUCGCGCCUGCCCCUUGUAGAACUUUUACGCAGUGGGAACGCGGAUGUCUGCUACUCUACCUAGAUGUUUUAGGUCAGAAGGUUGUUCAUGGCUCUCAACAGGUGUCACACCCUGGCCGUUUGGAGCCAAACCAUCCAAAGUAACCUCACUGCCUAGAGUCUAUGCUAUGGAUGACUCACAGACAAGUCUGAUCAGUGGGCAGAAAGACCAAUCCCUGAUACCCUUUUUCCUCAGUGGUCAAGGAAAGCACGCAUCCUCCACAGACACGGGUCACUCUCGUUCAAACACUCAUCCUAUUCACACUAAGAAAGAGGAGGAUGGGGAGGAGAGAAGAGAUGGAAGAUCAUCAGCACCUCCCAUUCAGUCUUUCGUCUCUAAAUUGACCGUGGCUGCCUCUCUUAAACAAUCAUCUCCUCCCACACAAUCACACAUAAGGGAAACAAAGUUGGGUCAGAGUGAACUGAGAGUCUGCUUGAAUCAGAAGUCAAAUAGUGGGAGAGACUUUGGAUUAUAUGCUCACUGGGAAACUGGUGCAUGUGUCAAAUCUGUCCAAGCAGGAAGCCCAGCAGAACUGUGUGGUUUGCAGAUGGGUGAUGAGAUUGUGGCACUGGGGGACUGCAGGGUGGAUAAUAUGAAUUAUGAGCAGUUUAUGGGCAGUAUGGACACAGCACAACAAAAGGGCUCUUUACUGAUGGACAUUGGAUGCCAUGGCCAGAACGACUGGGGCAUUGGCCACCCUUCCCUCCCGUACAAGAUCCAUAAGACCAUCAAUUUGACCAAUGCCAAUUCAACACUUUUAGGGUGACCUGAGACUAUGUGUCUCAGCACAAGCUCAAACUCGCCAGCGGAGACUGUGGCUGUUACGUUAGCAGGCGGAGGCAGACGAGGAGAGAAGUACGAUCAUGAUCAGGAGAAGUUGGAGGAGGAGUGGAGAAGAGCUCAGCAGGAGGUCUAUGGAGCGGAGCACAGGGGUCCUGAGGAGCAGAAAACCCCUGAUGUGCUGUCCAAUGGAAAUGUCACACCUUAUAUUCCACCUCCCUUCAACCAAUCUACUGCUCCCACUUCAGUGGCACCCAAUCAGCAUAUAGAGAAGGUGGGGAUACCACAAAACAGACAGACUGCUGUGCAAAUGGAAGCUAGACACCAUUCACAGAAGGCAGAAAUGGAGUGUUAUUCAACCACAAAGAAUCAGUGGACAAAGUCAAAAUCAACCUCUACUCUUGAAGGCCUUCACAAACAAGAUGCAAAAGGGAGUGGUAAGAAGAAGGGGCAGCUGUCACAGGCAGAACAGGAACGCCUGCAGGCUUUCCUGGAGGAAAUGAGGAAGAGGACGCAGCUCCUCACAGACAGCAGCUGGAUCCGCCAGCGUGUUGCGGACAUUGCUCAGUUCUACAAAGCCUCAAGAAGAGAAAGGGUGAAGCAAACGAUAGCCAAAGUGACAUGUGGUAGGCUACUAAAAAAAUACAGACUCCAGUCAUUUGCCUGCUGUGCUCUUGGAUUCUCCAAGAAGAGGGGGAAGAUGGACAGGGAUGCAGACCACUUGUCAGAGAAAGAAGAGUUCAAGGAGAGCGGAGAGGCCACGUGCCAGUGCAAAACGCACAAAAACCUUCAGUUCAUGGCUGACACCCUCUACAGUCGUGGGAUUGUGGACUCCAAGAACCUUGAGGAGAUGGCAGACCGCACUGUCUGUGCCACGGGAAUCAAAGCCUGUGCUUAUGGUGACUGCGAAGAGUGCCGUCUCACCACUCACCCGACCUUGAAAGCACCAACAGAGGAAAUUGUACAAGUUGUACAAUGGUCUGUUGAAAGGAUAGAUGAGGAAGAGAGGAAGACCAUUACCCUUAAGAAGGAGGUGCAGAUCUGGUGGCAAUAUGGUGCUUACAGAAAGCUACGGGACAGCCUCCAAGCCAACGAGUGCUUAAUCCAUAUGGACUUCAGUGAAAAUUACUCAUUUAAAUAUCACAAUGAGAUCCAGUCUGUGCAUUUUGGAGGAUCCCACCAACACACGAUCCCACUGCACACAGUGACACUGUACACCACUGAACAGACACCAAUAUCAUUCUGUUCGAUCUCGUCCUCACGACGACAUGACCCACCAGCGAUCUGGGCCCACCUGGAGCCUGUCCUGGAGAUAGUGAAGACCAAGUGCCCAAAGGUCCCUGCUCUGACUCCUGUUAAGGGCACAAUGAAGAUGCACCAGGUAAUCAGCCUCUUACCUGGGCAAAUCAAGUACAGGGACAUCAGUUGUUUCUGUCAGAGGCAGGAGGAUCGCCUGGAUUGUGCUUGCUUUAAGCUAAAAGUAGCUACUCUGGGUGGAGUUCCAGUGACACCCCCGACGCAGAACAAAGAGAUCCCAUGGCGACCAGAGUCAUUUGACAGGAAGUAG
Xyrauchen texanus (razorback sucker) is the source of this 5074-nucleotide messenger RNA. RefSeq names its product LIM domain 7b (gene lmo7b). Gene Ontology annotation, biological process: regulation of cell adhesion; regulation of signaling. The record is from RefSeq and is a predicted model, not a curated record. NCBI's taxonomy places the organism in Eukaryota, Metazoa, Chordata, Actinopteri, Cypriniformes, Catostomidae. Gene Ontology annotation, molecular function: protein binding.